AGGGGAGGAGGAGGAGGAGGAGGUGGAGAGUAGUACUAAGCUCAUACUCAUGCUGUGGUUUCUAUAAAAUGAGCCAAGGAAAACACCUCACAUUGGGGACUGAGACACACACCCAACAAGGUGGCCAGUGAAGUAGAAGCUAUUAAUGGCAUUGCAGCCAGCCAUGCCACCUUUUCUCACUGUCACCUUCACUGAACAGUGCCAUUCCUUCUGUGUGAUGUUGCCUUUUGCCAUUGGCGUCCGUUUCUUUCAUUCUUCAUUCACUCCAACAACCUGACCGACACUACACAACACAGGCAUUUUUCACACCCCUCAACUACUCACUCACCCUUUCCACCACACCCACACCCACACCCACACAUAAUCCUUAUUUUUUUUUACCUUUCUUUAUAAUGUUUCGGUACACCUACAUAUACAAGAGAACAAAAUUAAACACCCAUAAGAAAAAAAGAAAACAAGAAGAAGAAAAAUGUUCCAUUUGGUAGGAACUUUAAUGUGAUAAAACCUUUAUAAAUAAAGGGUGGAACUUUGGACCUCUUUUUGGACCAUCUUUAGUAUCUGCUUCUGCUCCCUUUCCUUUCUCAGUGAUUGGUGUACCAAUUGCUGCAGCCAUUUGGUAGAGUUGAAUAAAUUUGAACACUCAACAAUGUUGAAGCAAUCAACUAGCAGAAACCAGAGGUCAAAAGGGUUCAAAGUAAAACACGCACUUCAAAUAUGCUUGUUGCUUGCCAUUUGCAUCUGGUUGCUUUAUCAAGUAAAGCACUCACAUGAUAAGAAUAAGGCAUUUGGAGAUAGCUCCUCAAUGAUAUCAACAAAGAUGCUGAAUGGGCUUGAACUCAUUAAGGUUGGGAGGCGGGACCUCCAUCCCCAAGUUGACACUCAAAUUGAGGUUGAAAAGCUAGAGGAGAAUGAUUUCAAGGAAGAUUUAGACGAAACUAGGCUCGAAGAAAACGAUAAUGAAGAAGGUAGGAGUGUUGAUGAUGAAAUAGAUGAGCAUGAUCAAGAGAGAGCUGAAGAGGAAGAACCAGAUGAAGUGGAAGAUUUGAUUGAUGAAGAAGAUGGAGAAAGGCAUGAGGGAAUUGAAGAGCAAGAGAUUGAAGACAAGGAAAUUGAUUUUGAGGAUGCAAAAUCACUGGAAGAUCUAACAGAGAAUGAAGGUAAAAGUAAUGGCCAGGAGGCCAGAGAUGAACAUUACAAAGAUGAUGAUGCUUCGAGUGCUGUGAUGCAGAACAUACAAAGUAUCAGUAGGAGCUUGAGAAAGGUCAAUGAAGAGAAAGUUGGCAGUGUGGAUAAGAAUGAAGUAGAAAGAGAAAUUGAAACAUAUCACACUCAAGAUUUCAUUGUUGGUGUGAAAGAUUCAGGUAACAAAGUGCAUCGCAGUUUGACAGCUAAAACUUUUGCUUCUGAGAAUGCUGGGGAAGUGAGUUUCAUAGAUAGUGAGUUUGAUUCAACCCAUUCAGACAAUACCAUGUAUUCAACUGCGGCUGUAAAGGCAGAGUCAAAUAAGCAGACAAAUCUAAACAGUGAAAUAUUCUUGCUGCUUAAAGAACCUACAUCUGUCAUUGGAACCAACACAUUGUCAGAGUUACGUUCUGAUCUUAAUCUAAGUUCUAAUGGAAAGAACUCAUACUUGGGAGCCGUUUUGGGAAACAUGAAUGAAAUCCCAGUAGCCACAAAUUUGCAAACAUAUUCUGGCUUGACUCUAUCUGCUGUUGAAGAUUAUAAUGCUAUCGAAAAGGGAAUGGAAUUGAAUGGUUCGGAGUCCAUUGUACAAGAGGGAAUUUUGCAAUUUGGUAAAGCUGCUGAAACUGAGGAACUCUACCAUAGCAACCACUGAUGAGAAUUUAGUUGCCACCGGGGAAUCUAAAACGAAGGAUGAUUUUCAUAGCAAUAUAGACAGCUCAAAGAUAUUGGAUGGUGUAGGGAAGGAGUCCAUUGAUUCUUCUGAUUUCCCACUAUAUCAAGAAGAUAAAGAGGGUCUUUCUUAUUAUAAGUAGUUUAUAACAUUUUAGAAUUGGAGCAAACAACAUUGAAGAAGCGCACGUCAGUUUCUUAUGUAAAUGUUGAGUCAUGAUAAUACACAUAGUUGAGAGGGUAGAUCAGCAACUGCUUUAAUACGUACUUGCUUUAUUAUCAUGGAAACUAUUAUCAUCUGCUUAAAUAUACAUAAUUUUCUUA
This is a messenger RNA of Humulus lupulus (European hop), 2178 nucleotides long. RefSeq lists its product as uncharacterized. The transcript is spliced from 2 exons. Lineage: Eukaryota; Viridiplantae; Streptophyta; Magnoliopsida; Rosales; Cannabaceae. The record is from RefSeq and is a predicted model, not a curated record. Bases 647 to 1837 code for a protein of 396 amino acids.